AUGACGUACUCCAGAGGCCCAGAGGCCCAGGAACCCGAGAUCAAAGUAAACGUGCAGGAGCCUCCUCCACAGGAGCCUCCUCCAGCGUCUAAGGCUCAGGUUCAGAGAGGACUGAGCCGGGAGCCGCCCAUCCAGGAACUCCCACGUGGGCCUGUUGCUGGCGCGGGAGACAAGUUCAUUGCUUUCAGAUCUUUGCAGUUUCUGAUGUGCUUCUUCUGGCACUACAAGAUAAUGAUGCGACCACCACCUGGCCCUUGUCCUACCUGCAAACAGAUCACUGGAGGGUUGCCUGUCCCCUUUGCCAAAAAGGUGAGAGGCCAUCCCCUUCUCAAGCCCAACCAGCAGGUACAGAGACGUCUCUACCGAGCUCAUCAGCCUGGUGACAGACGCUUGAUGGUGCCCAGGGACGUCUAUAGCCCUCCAUGGCCAUCACUUCCAACGAGCCCAGGGGAACUGUCAGUCUCAGAGGGGAAUACAACUGAGCCAGGGGACCUAUCAGGACACUGGACAUUCCAGGGAGAAGAGUGUUGCCGUUAUGCCAACAAAUCCGGAGUGGUAAGAGAAAUUACACGUCAAAUGAGGGAAAGGCUAAAGACUCAACGGGCCAGGCACGCCCCCCGCAAGCUACUAAUCAAUGGAAGGCGUGAGGGCAUUUACCAAUCAGACACUCACGGAACUCGUCACGGCGGGGUACCAGCCUCUGCAGCAGAGGGAAGAACCCCUCACCUACUGCUGCUCCCACCAGAUCCAGACUUUUUCUGGGAGCUGGCGGGGAGAAAUACCAAGAAGAAGAAGAAAAAGAAGAAGAAGAAGUAGGAAAAGGAACACAAGAUGGGGAGGAGCCCUGAUCUGUUACCUCUCUGCCACCCUGCCUUGAAAC
Molecule: messenger RNA, 880 nt
Organism: Fukomys damarensis (Damara mole-rat)
Lineage: Eukaryota; Metazoa; Chordata; Mammalia; Rodentia; Bathyergidae
Exons: 9
Coding region: 1-816 (271 amino acids)
Source: RefSeq, a predicted model, not a curated record